CUCCUUCAACACGCUGUACCUGCAGCUACAGUGUCCCGCUGUACAGCCCCCUCUGGUGGUCACAUCCAACAACGGGCAUAAGAGCAUAGACUUCCAUCAGGUGGCAGUGGGAGAAAAAGUGAUCAAGAGGUUUACAGUCCAGAACAUUUCAAAGGAAUCUUUGGAUCUGAGGUCGUCAGUGCUGGAUGUCCACGGUCCUUUUUCCCUCCUGAAUGCUCUCAGAUGCAUCAGACCUGGGGAAACACACACUCUGGUGCUGGCCUUCAGUCCAUCUCUGGAGAAAAAGUUCAGUGAGACUCUGGAGGUGCGUUGCCAGAAGAUGACCCUUGAGAUGACUCUUCGUGGGGAGGGGGUGCUCCCCGCUGUCACCUGCUCUCACCCUGGAGGUCUCCUGGACCUUGGCUAUGUGCUGGAGAAGGAGAGCACCUCGCACGUCCUGAAGAUGCAGAACAGCUCGGCGGUGGCAGUGGGCUUCAGGGUGCAGCUGGCCAGCCUCUGCCCCUCCAGGCCUCCGGGGGGAGCUGAUGGUGUAGCCUCACUGCUGGGGGGUUACUCAGGCUCUCAGCUCCAGCCUACUGUGGGAACUCAGAACCUCAGCGGGCUGAGUGUGUUCAGCGUUCUGCCAACAGAGGGCAGCAUCGCUCCAGGACAGAGUCAGGACCUCACGGUCAGCUUCCAGCCGGACCACCCGUCUGUCUACUACUCUGACAGGAUGACCGUAGAGCUCAGGAAUAAGAGUGUAGUGUGUGUGUUGGAUCUGAGGGGGGCAGCCUCUUCACACAACAUGUAUCUGUGUGGAGGAGACCCUCUGACGGUGCCCAUCGAAUCCCUCCUCCCUCCACUGAUCACGGCUCAACCUCAAAUCACAGAGUCAGAGGUGAUGGAAAAGCCCACCAUCCCUGUGUUGGUGAACCUGAGGGCCGGCUACAGCGGGGGGGCUAUCACCCCCGCAGUGAGGGAGCUGCAGGUGGGCUCCAUCCGCUCCACCCAGCCCAGCAAGAAGAGUGGUGAGUUUCACUGGGAGAACGUGGCGUCUCUGCAGCAGCAAGGCUUCACUGUGGAGCCCAGCAAAGGCACCGUGGAGACGGGCCACAAACGCACCGUCACCAUCACAUGGAGUCCCCACAGUGGAUACAAGCCCUACGAGGUGGUGCAGACAUGUGUGCCUCUUACCUUGAAGGGGGACGAGACCAAUGUUUACAGAGUCACCCUGAUGGCCACGCUCUCCUCCGCUGCUGACUGACCUCUAAAGUACCUGGAGGCUGGCCAGAGUUAAAUCUACACAUACACACUGACACAACACACACACAUUUGAUAUACCGUACAUUUAUGUUGCCAACAUUAAGAAAUGAGUAGAUUAUUUAUUAAGAAAUAUUAAACUAAGUUUUGUUCACAAA
Molecule: messenger RNA, 1397 nt
Organism: Gymnodraco acuticeps
Lineage: Eukaryota; Metazoa; Chordata; Actinopteri; Perciformes; Bathydraconidae
Product: cilia- and flagella-associated protein 74-like
Source: RefSeq, a predicted model, not a curated record